AUGAACCGACUACUACUCUUGGCAUUGCUGUUCGUCGUGUACGUCGCCGCGGCGACGCGUUGCAUCGUCAAGGACGACAAGGACGAGCCGGAGGUUCACGUGAUCCGCUUAGGAGAUCGCAGUGGAGGAUCGGACGAAUCGGACGUAAUCGCGCUGCAGAUUCCGGACAGCAGACGCAGACGGGAAACCCACGAGGCUUGCAAGAAGGAUAAAGACUGCGUCAAGGGUCAGGUCUGCGUCCCGUAUUUAGGAUGCGUCAGGGGCCAUCGGAAAAUACCGCCGGGUGAAAUGUUGACUCAACAUUGAAGACCUGCUAUCAUUUUCUCGUAGUAAAAUCGUAGUUGUCAG
This is a messenger RNA of Ceratina calcarata, 348 nucleotides long. RefSeq lists its product as uncharacterized. Lineage: Eukaryota; Metazoa; Arthropoda; Insecta; Hymenoptera; Apidae. Bases 1 to 306 code for a protein of 101 amino acids. The transcript has 4 exons. The record is from RefSeq and is a predicted model, not a curated record.